AUGCCAUCUUUUACUCUCCAACAGGUUGCCCAACACAAGUCCCAAAAUUCUUGUUGGGUUAUAAUCAAAAACAAGGUUUACGAUGUUACUGAAUUUCUUCCGGAACAUCCGGGAGGAGCUGCCAUCAUUCUCAAAUACGGAGGUCGAGAUGCAACUUCCGCCUAUGAGCCGAUUCAUCCCCCCGAUGCGCUUGAUAAAAAUCUUCCAGCAUCAAAGCACCUUGGAUACCUAAAUGGCGAAUCUAUCAACAUCCUACAGCAAGAGAAAUUGAAGGCUAAGAAAACGAAAGAUGAACGCAGAGUGGAACUCGCUCGCCAAAGAAUGCCCCCCUUAAGUAGGAUUCUCAGUUUAAUGGACAUGGAGAAUGUCGCUCGACAGGUGUUAUCGCAUAAAGCGCUAGCAUAUUAUUCUUCGGCCUCAGACGAUGAAAUCACCAACAGCGAAAAUGCGAGAGCUUUUACCCGGUUCUUCUUCCGUGCUCGAGUUAUGCGUGCCGUAGCUCACUGCGAUCCUUCAACUACAAUACUGGGAUUUAGAUCCUCAAUCCCUGUAUUCGUCAGCGGGGCUGCACUCGCCAAGUUGGGACACCCUGACGGUGAACUGAACAUCACAAGAGCUGCGUGCAAGGAAGGCAUUAUACAGAUGAUCUCGUCCAAUUCAUCGUUUUCCGCAGCUGAUAUCAUGGCAUCAGCGGAUCAGUCUCAAACCCUCUUUUUCCAAUUGUAUAAGCAUCGGGAUGACGACAUUGCAGAAAGGCGGGUCCGCGAGAUGGAAAACCUGGGUUACAAAGCAAUUUUCUUGACUGUUGACGCCAUAGUCGCUGGUAAUCGUGAAAGAGAUAUCCGAAGUCCGUGGAUUUUGGAAGAACAAGAAUCUGGACCUGUAUAUUUUGCGUCGGGAACAAGUGACGAGCCAAAGGAUGGCGUUAACGUCUUUGGAACGGCGGGAGCAUUAGUCGCUAAUGAUGACCGAGAUAUGACCUGGGAAAAGACAAUUCCAUGGCUAAGAAGCAUCACCAAAUUGCCUAUUGUCAUCAAAGGGAUUCAAUGUGUAGAGGAUGCUAUUCUCGCUGCGGAAGCCAAGGUCGACGGAAUUCUUCUGUCAAACCAUGGAGCUCGAUGCAGCUCUUUACCUCCUCUGGAAGUCUUGUAUUCUAUCCGUCAACAACAUCCUGAAAUAUUUGACAAAUUGGAAGAUUCUCUGUUUUCUGACCCGCUUGCAGGCGGUAUUCGCCGUGGGACUGAUAUCAUAAAGGCCGUGUGCUUAGGAGCGAAAGCAGUUGGCCUGGGGAGACCAUUCCUUUAUGCACAAAGCGCCUACGGACAAUCUGGCGUAUCUAAGAUAAUUGAGAUAUUAAGGCGAGAAGUUGUAACCGCGAUGCGUUUAGUUGGUGCUUCAACAAUUCGGGACCUGCGUCCUGAAAUGGUCCAACGGGUUGACUGGCACCCACAUGUGCAUGUAAAACUUUGA
Messenger RNA from Psilocybe cubensis, 1470 nucleotides. RefSeq lists its product as uncharacterized. Gene Ontology annotation, biological process: lactate metabolic process. The coding region runs from base 1 to 1470 and encodes 489 amino acids. Gene Ontology annotation, molecular function: L-lactate dehydrogenase (cytochrome) activity; heme binding. The record is from RefSeq and is a predicted model, not a curated record. Lineage: Eukaryota; Fungi; Basidiomycota; Agaricomycetes; Agaricales; Agrocybaceae. The transcript is spliced from 14 exons.